Molecule: messenger RNA, 1824 nt
Organism: Ascoidea rubescens DSM 1968
Lineage: Eukaryota; Fungi; Ascomycota; Saccharomycetes; Ascoideales; Ascoideaceae
Gene: ALE1
Product: lysophospholipid acyltransferase
Exons: 2
Coding region: 1-1824 (607 amino acids)
Biological process (GO): glycerophospholipid biosynthetic process; lipid modification
Cellular component (GO): endoplasmic reticulum; membrane
Molecular function (GO): 1-acylglycerophosphocholine O-acyltransferase activity; 1-acylglycerol-3-phosphate O-acyltransferase activity
Source: RefSeq, a predicted model, not a curated record
AUGAUCAAACUCUCAUUUUUAUCUGAUAAAAUUGAUAUCUUAGCAGACUCAAUUGGUUUGCCUGUUGGUUUAUUAAAACUAGCUAUUUGCUUAUUCGCUUCGUUCCCAUUUUGUGCUGUUUUAAAGAGAUUACCAGAUAAUAAUAAGAAACUAAGAUGCUACUAUAUCAUUUCAGUAUCCUUUUUUUAUAUUUUCGGUAUCUUAAACAUCUAUUCUGGUUUUCAAACUCUCUUUAUCAGCUCGUUGAUCACCUAUCUUUGUUCAAGAUAUCUCAAGUCCAACUUAAUGCCAUGGACUAAUUUUGUUUUGAUUAUGGGCCAUUUGAUGUACAGCCAUAUUUAUGCGCAAUUUUUCAUUGAUCCCAAUGCUGAUUAUAACGAAAAUGUUGGGGUGGAUAUCACCGGCGCUCAGAUGGUUUUGGUGAUGAAAUUGACUGCGUUUGCGUGGAAUAUCCAAGAUGGAUUGAUUCUCUCGAAUCCUGUUACAGCGCCAAACUGUGAUCUAACAGAAAUCCAGAAAUCCAAGGCUAUUUACAAACAUCCAUCGAUACUAGAGUAUUGGGCGUACUGCUUCUUUUUCCCCAGUUUAUUGACAGGACCAGCGUUUGACUAUAUUGAUUAUGAAAACUGGUUGACGAAUAACCUAUUUUCUGAGAUUCCUGCUGACAAGAGACCAGGCAAAAAGAGAAAAAGAAUGAUACCUAAAAGUGGUAGAGUCUCGCUUUGGAAAGCUAUCCAAGGUGUAUUAUGGAUUUUAUUGUGGUUCAAGUUAACGACUAUCUUUUCCAAUAAGUAUUUGUUUGAAAGGAGCUUUUUGAGCAAAAAUUUCUUCUACAAGAUCUUUUAUCUCUGGGUGUUAUCGUUUACGUAUAGAUUGAAAUACUAUGGAGCAUGGUCAAUUGCUGAGGCAAGUUGUAUAUUGUGUGGGAUUGGAUUCAAUGGGAUCAAAAUCAAUGCUGACAAGAGUAUUUCAUUCAGAUGGGAUAAAGUGCAAAACAUUGAUCCAAUUGGGUUUGAAACUGCACAGAACGUUCAUAUUGGGCUCGAAGCAUGGAACCAAAACACCAACAAAUGGUUAAAGAACUACGUUUAUUUGCGAAUCAAAAGAAAAAACAGAAGAGCAGGAUUCAAGUCGACGUUAUUUACAUUUUUAACAUCAGCAAUGUGGCAUGGAACAAGACCUGGGUACUAUUUGACAUUUGCCUGUGGAGCCUUUUUGCAAACUUGUGGCAGAUACUAUAGAAGAUAUUUCAGACCAAUAUUUAUCGAAAGCGAUGGCAAGACUUUCAAGGCGACUAAAAUUUACUAUGACAUUUUGUGUUUUCUUUUUACUCAAUUGGCAUUUGGAUAUUUGGUUCAGCCCUUUGUUAUCUUGGAUUUCAACCAAUCGUUGUACGCUUGGAGGACCUGUUACUAUUAUAUACACGUUAUUAUCUUGGGAACGUUCUUGGUCUUCAGAGGGCCAUUUGCCAAAAGUGUGGUCAAUUUCUUGAAAAAAUAUCACAACCAAGGAUCCAAGGACAAGAAACAGAUAUACACCUCGAACAUGGACGAGUUGAACAAGCUAUCGUACAUCUUGAAACAAAAAGAGGAAUUUGAAAAAACCGAGAUGGCACUAGGUGUUCCAACGCCAGAUUUCGACAGAAAGGAGGUUGAAAAUGUGAUUGAGGAGGUGAACGAGAUGAAGGAGGAGCUCAGGGAGUGGAAAAAACGAGCCUCGAUGGACGAACAAUCAGAGGCCAUAAAAGAAGCUGUCAAGUCGCUCAAACAGGAGGUUGGCUCUUUCUUGCCCCACGACAUGCACUUGAGCAAGAAGUCUGAGUAG